Molecule: messenger RNA, 5261 nt
Organism: Schistosoma curassoni
Lineage: Eukaryota; Metazoa; Platyhelminthes; Trematoda; Strigeidida; Schistosomatidae
Source: the annotation of a GenBank genome assembly
AACGAUUUUAUCCUAUUGACAGGUGAUUUUUAAAAGGGCGUGGAUGACCUAGGUUUUUUCAUCUUGUUUAUUGUAUUUCGCUCUUGAAACCUGUUCUUUGCUUUGAACUCGAAUGCAUCUAUAUAUUGGUUAAAUCAUGAAUCAUGAAAAUACCCAAAAAUAUGAAGAUCAAUGGGCAAACUUUAUACAGUCAUUAGACGUUGACCCUGAUAAAGCCAAGGGUAUUGAACAGCUGCCCGAUGAUCAGAAACGUCAAUUAUUGGAAAAUUAUGCUGUAAAAAAUCCAAAGUUUUCCGCUUUUCAUUAUGUUAGCCUGAUUAAAGGCUUGCGUGUCGGGCGGUCAACAUUGACAAAGAAUCCACGUAAAGGUGAUGCACAGCAAGCAAAAGAAAUUCUUUUAGCUACAGAAAUAUCAUUGCGAACAAACAAUGUAGCUUGGGUUUAUGAUUUUCUCGAUCAAGAGGGUUUGGAAGCAUUAGUGAAUUAUGUAUCUAGAGUAAUACACAUGGUUAUGAGUUUCAAAAGGUUUAGAAAAUGUUCUAUUUUGUCAACUGAUUUCCGCCCUACCGUGGAUGCCAUUCAGCAACAACGUUCUGCUCUUCUAGGUUCAUUUAGCUCGGAUCAAGCAGUUUCUAUAACUGAUCUGUGCGAUAAUAUUAAUGAAAGUGAUAAAGUUGGAUCUGGUUUAUGGUGCUCUAGUUUAAGGAAAAAAAGACAUGAUCGCAUUUCUUUUUCGCCUGUUCAUGUCCGACACAUAUCUGAUUCAAUCAGGGAUAGUCUUCAUCAAGGUGUCAGAUGCUUUCGUGCAUUACUUAAUAAUCAGCGUGGUUGUUCAAUGGUAUUUGAGCAUCCUCAUGCCGUGAAUGUUAUUGCUCUGUGUCUCCUGCAUCCAAGUUACCAAACAAAAACCUUAGUACUUGAACUUUUAACUGUUGUCUGCUUAAUCACUGGUGGACAUGAACGCGUAUUAAAUGCAUUUGAUAAUUUUAAAAAGGAAGUUGGGGAGUCUACACGUUUUGAAUAUUUAAUACAUUAUUUUUUCACACAUGAAUCUGAAUCUCCAGAUUAUAAUAUGGAUUUUAUGGUAUCGUGUAUGCAGUUUUUCAAUAUAGUUGUACAUUCAACAGAUGAUAUAAUGUUAAGAGUAUAUUUACAAGAAGAAUUUAAACAUCUCGGAUUAGUUAAUUAUUUAUCGAGAAUAUACAAUCAAUCCGGUGAUCGUCUUCUACGUCAAAUAGAAGCAUAUAAUGAUAAUGAAGUGGAUGUUGCAGUGUUAUUAGAAGAUUCACAAAUGCGUGAUGUGUUACAACAAGAGAAAGAACAAGCAGAAUCAGAUCUGAUCAUUUUACAAACUCGUACAGCAACAAUCCAAGCAGAAUAUGAAAAUAAAUUAUUGGAGCUUCAACAAAAAAUACAAGCUUUGGAAAUAAAAAAUCAAGAUUUAGAGAAUCAGCGCACUAAUCAAGAUGGUCAACUGUCUACACUACGUGCUCAACUAUUGGAUAAAGAUAAAAGCACAACAGAACGUGAGCGUAAUUUGCAACAACGACUACGUGAACUAGAAGAUACUUUGAAUACAGUUAAAAAUUCACAGUCGAAAUCACAAAUACAAGUGAAUGGGAUAGUUGGUAACUCUACCGAAUCGAUAAACACAACAAGUGGUGUUAUUACUGCUGGUGCUAAUGCUUCACCACCACCACCUCCUCCUCCCCCUCCGCCACCACCCCCUCCUCCCCCGCCACCCCCACCACCAUCUGCAGGUGGUAUACCACCACCACCUCCUCCUCCACCGGGAAUGGGUGCAAUGGUGCCUGGUGCAGAAGGUGUUUCCAUACGACCGCCCAUACAAACUCGAUACAAAUUACCAUUAGUUAAUUGGGUCCUGUUGAAAAAUCAACAACUUCGUGGUACAAUAUUUGUUGGCAUGAAUGAUGAAGCUGUUUUGGAUGCAUUGGAUACUGAAAGAUUUGAAAAUCUUUUCAAAUUGUCUAAUCAAUCAGUGAAUAAUAGUAAUAAAUCGGGUGUAAAUAAUCUGGUAAAUGGAUUAGAUCAGAAAGACAGUCGAAUAAGUAAAAAAGUUGAGAAAAAAUCUUUAAUGGAUUCAAAUAGACAUCGUUGUAUUGGCGUUUUAUUACGUUAUUUGGAAUCUGAAAAAUAUACACCAGAACGUUUAUGGAAUGAUAUUAAUCGUUUAGAACUAGGUCAAGAUGUAACAGAUCGUAUAUACCAUCAAUUGCCAACAGCUGAUGAAGUGAAAACUUAUUUAAAUUAUGAAUUCACUGAACAACGAUCUAUUGAUGAUUUAACGGAUGAAGAUCGUCUUUUACUACAUUUAUGCAAAGUUGAACGUUUAGGACCUAGAUUAGAAAUUAUUUUAUUCAUGAAUUCAUUUGAAGAUAAUUUGAAUGUAGUGAAUUCGAAAAUUAUUGCUGUAAGAUCCGCUUCGUUAGCAUUGAAAAACAGUUGUAAAUUUAGAGCUAUCUUAGAAAUUAUAUUAGCUUUUGGCAAUUAUAUGAAUAGUUCCAGACGUGGUAUUGCCUACGGUUUUCGUUUACAGAGUUUAGAUGCUUUAUCCGACACACGGACUUUGGAUAAAUCGUGGACUCUGCUUCACUUCAUAGUUGAAACAAUUGAAACCCAAUUUCCUGCCCUAGUUAAUUUUGACGAUGAAUUGACUGGUGUUGUAGAAGCUGCAAAGGUUCCAACAGAAGCUUUAACAAAUGAUGUAGCAGCAUUAGUUUCUGGUAUGUCACAAGCUGAUAAAGAGACAAUUAUUUUUGGUUCAUUGAAAACACCACAACGUUUAUCAGAUUUUGUAUUGAAUAAUAAAUCUAAAGUGGAAUCUAUUGAAAAGCAAGCAGAAACUGCACGUAAUAUGUUUGCUAGAACAAUUGAAUGGUUUGGUGAAGCGCAAAUUAAACCUAGUCCAGAACAAUUUUUCAGUUUAAUUGUUCGAUUUAUUAAGAAUUUCAAAAAUGCAAUAGUCGACAACGAAGCACGACGUCGUGUUGAAGCCCUUCAAAGUUUAAAUUCUGUAACCGGUGAUGAUAAUGGGCCAUUAUCAUCAAUCAAUCAAAUUUCAAUCAACCAUAUUCCAAAAAGACCAAAAGAUAAGCGUUUGGCACAAGAAGCUCGGUUGGCUAAACGGCGAUUUAAAAAUCGUACUAGACAGAUUACAGGAGAUGGAAUGAUGGAUGAAAUUCUAGCAGGUCUAAUAUCGGAACCAUUGCAAGCUGAGGUUCAUCCACAUCGCAAUCGUUUAUUUGAAAAUAAUAAUUGAAAAGUUUUCGUUUUAAUUUCUGUCCAUAAAUCAAGCAAUUGUCCACACACACACUACACACCUAUUAGCUUGUUGUGCACGCCCAAAUCAAUCAGUUAACUUGUCUUUUUGCUUGUUCAUUACAUUUUGAUUUGUUCUUUUUUUUCUUCUUUGUAAUUCACAUUAGUUUGUUCAUUGUGACUUAGUGUUUCUUAUUGCUUGUGACGACUAGUCAACUGACAGAUCUACAUACAUAUGUGUAGUCUUCUGUUUUGAUUGUGCUUCAAUUAAUUUAUAUAUAAAUAUUAAGAUCUUAUCUAAAUGAUCAUUAUCAUUUUCUUCUCUGUAUCCAGUUCAUUUAACUCACCAUUGAUUUGUUGUUUACAAGUUGGAGAGAUUGACACAUUGAAACAUAUUGUUUUGUAAUAUUCAUUUGAAGUACAGUGUUUAUUUUAAAAAAACGUUAGUCAUUUCAAACCUGUUUUUUUUUAAAGAAAAAUUUAGCUGGUUUGCAUCAAUAUUUUUGUUUUGCUCUAUUAUGUUCGAAUAUAUUGUUGUCGGUAUUAAUUAGUGUUAUGUGUUGUUGUUGUUGUUGUUGUUUUAAUAUCCACACUGUUUUUAUUUGAUGAUAUUCGAGUGUUUGUUAUGUGUUUGUAUUAUCACUGUAACACAAAUUCCUCUUCUUUCUAAGUUGCCUUUUUAUUAAUUUACUUGGUAAAACUCGUUGUUAUUGCUUUCUUUUGUUAUAUUUCUCUACUGAUCAUUAUCUACAGUUUAUUCGACUUAGAUAUUAUGACUAAUGAUGGUUUCUUUAUCUAUGAAGGAAAAAAAAACAUUCUUUUCUGUUCAAUUUUGAAUCUAGUCACAUUUUUAAAUGGUUAUGUGAUAAACUACAUGUCUCUUCAUCUCUCUCUUACUCCUUAUUUGUUUACUGCCUUACUUGUCUUCUCGACUUCGAAAAGGUUUUUUAUACUUAGGAAGAGGAAAAAAUAAACGAUGAUCUCCCGGUUAACCAAAUUUCUGAGUUUUUUUUAAUUAUUAAGACAAAACCUUUUGAAAUGAACACAUAUAUAUAUAAUAUCUGUAUAAUAAUUAUUAAUAGUGUUUUUACACUGAGUUCAAGUAUACUAUUCUUUUUCUUUACUUACCUAAUUAAUAUUCUUUUUAUCUAAUUUAGUCAGUUGUAUUCUAUAUUGUUGUAGUUGUUGCAAUCAUAUUGCCUGUUGUAUGUUUUGUUAAAGUUGACAUGUAUUUGUACACAUAUUUAUUAAUUCAUUGAAAUAACAACCAAAUAUUCUUUUAUUGUAUUAUGAUUUUCGAAUUAUAAUUUUCUUUUGUAUAUCUUCCUCUUUACUUACUUUUUGGUAGAUUUAUUCAUAGAGUGUGUUAAUCAGGAGAGAUUUUAUUUCCAAAAUGAAUUGAUACACUUAAAUUCUCUUCUUCAGAAUUGAAUACAUUGGUUGUCUACAAAAAUUUAACUUUUUUUUCUUGUAUAAGUUAUUUCACAUUCAUCUUUCAUAAUUAUUUGUCACUUAUAACUCCCUAUGAAUGUUGAUGUGCUUCGCUUUGAUUUGUUGAUUGCAUAAUUGUGACAAUAAUGAACGGUAAGAAAAUGGUUAUACUGAUAUUGUUGUAAAUUCACUGGACAUAGUACUAUGUGUUUUGUUGAAAUGUUUUCAUUUUUUUAUACCAAGAAUAUUCUUCAUUUUGUAAUUGAACUUUGUAUUGAAACUAUUGCUUACGUUCAUCUUGGUUUACUGUUUAAUUUUUUUUAAAAUUUCCUUACUAUCCGUUUAUAAAUCUGUAUAAAAUAUUUACGUGUUAAUUUUGGGUUAUAAUUUAUAUAUAUAUAUAAUAUCGUAUCAGGUUUUUGUCUUAUCCAGCUGAUCGGAGCUAUUACAUUCUUCAGAUAAGGAGUCAAUACAUAUUAUUCAUUCUAUUCUAAGAAAUAAUUCUGUUAGAUAUUUUAAACUGUACACAGUUAAUGACAUGAUCAUUUUCC